AUGGCGACGAAAAUCAGACUCACGUGUGCACGGGACGCUGGAAGGAUUCGUGCCUUAGAUCGUAAUAAUGAAAUCGGUGAUGUUUUGAGGGAUCGGUUGUACCGGAUCUUGUCCAAGGCCGAUUUGGUCAGCAACCUGCGAAGGAUCGAAUACGGAACGAAGCCGUUCAUGGAAGCCGGAGACGUCAGCAUGGUCGUUCUGUUCUGGUCUGGCUUUCUUUCUUGCUGGACGUCCAACAGCAACUACGAUAAAAAGUACGUGUGGGAAUCGUCUGCUGGAGGUUGCUUCACCGUCCGUCAGAACACCGGAGAAUCCCUCGGCCGUGGUACCAAGAUCGUCCUCCACAUCAAUGAAUAUCAGCUGGAAUACAUGGAGGAGAGCAAGAUCAAGGCCAUCGUGAAUAAACACUCGCAGUUCAUUGGAUACCUAAUCAAAAUUCCGGUAGAAAAAGAACGCAAGAAAGAGGUAAGUGACGAUGAAGCGGAAGAAAUGGACGAGAAAAAUCAGGAAGAAGGCAAGAAGAAGAAGAAAAAGGCCGUCAAGGUUUAG
This is a messenger RNA of Aedes albopictus (Asian tiger mosquito), 549 nucleotides long. Its product is annotated as heat shock protein 83-like. Gene Ontology annotation, molecular function: ATP binding; ATP hydrolysis activity; disordered domain specific binding. Bases 1 to 549 code for a protein of 182 amino acids. Gene Ontology annotation, cellular component: plasma membrane; protein-containing complex; perinuclear region of cytoplasm. The transcript is spliced from 2 exons. NCBI's taxonomy places the organism in Eukaryota, Metazoa, Arthropoda, Insecta, Diptera, Culicidae. The record is from RefSeq and is a predicted model, not a curated record. Gene Ontology annotation, biological process: protein stabilization; protein folding; cellular response to heat.